AAACACGAAAAAUGCCGGCAGUACUUUCCAAAAUCGAAAGGCCAGACGGAAAAAUACGGACCGUAUAAGGUUACGUUCAAGGAGACCAAACCUGACCCAUUUGAAUCGGUGAUGCAUACAGUGCUCGAAGUGGAUUCAAAAGGGCAGUCGAUGACCGUUAACCACUUCGCGUACUUGGUGUGGCCAGAUCAUACAGCACCCUUCAGUCCUGCACCAAUGGUCGGGUGUUUGAAGCUGUGCCGCCAACUUGCUUCCGGCCAACCAAUCACGGUGCACUGUUCGGCAGGCAUUGGAAGGUCAGCCACGUUUGUA
Molecule: messenger RNA, 312 nt
Organism: Ostertagia ostertagi
Lineage: Eukaryota; Metazoa; Nematoda; Chromadorea; Rhabditida; Trichostrongylidae
Source: the annotation of a GenBank genome assembly